Messenger RNA from Fusarium proliferatum ET1, 258 nucleotides. RefSeq lists its product as uncharacterized. The transcript has 2 exons. Lineage: Eukaryota; Fungi; Ascomycota; Sordariomycetes; Hypocreales; Nectriaceae. The coding region runs from base 1 to 258 and encodes 85 amino acids. The record is from RefSeq and is a predicted model, not a curated record.
AUGUCAUACGCGAUAACCCUUCCCCGCAAGCCCAUUGCAACAGGAUCCAACAGCCAUGUGGGCAGAACAGCCUGCGAAAAUUAUCCGAAAUUGAUCACGUGUGACUUUCACUUGAUUCGGGCAGCCUCCUUGGGCCUUGCAUGCAUGAGUGAUGACCUUAUCAAUCGUUGCGCUCCGAUAUCUGGUACAGAAAUUCUCGAAACCUUGGAUCAAAUGGAGUUUCUUCUAGGCUUAAUUCAGACAGAGUGUCAGGGCUAG